ACGGGGAACGUAGGCAAAGAGUCGAUUUGCCCAGAGCUGCUACUUGUCCGCUUGGCCACCGAGUACAGGGCCCGCACUUGGGAGCGCAGAGACCCUCCCUGGCUUGGGCUGCCGCGGGCCCAGCCGAGCGAGACCACCUGUGAGGGCGGCUGAGAUUGGCGGAGGCAGUCAUGUGGGCGGUCACGUGCUGCGGCGAGCUCCGUCCAAAAGAAAAUGGGGUUUGGUGUAAAUCUGGGGGUGUAAUGUUAUCAUAUAUCACGCUACCUCGUAAAACCGACACUGAAAGCUGCCGGACAACAAAUCACAGGUCAAAAUUAUGAGUUCUUCGUAUUAUGUGAACGCGCUUUUUAGCAAAUAUACGGCGGGGGCUUCUCUGUUCCAAAAUGCCGAGCCGACUUCUUGCUCCUUUGCGCCCAACUCGCAGAGAAGCGGCUACGGGGCGGCCGCCGGCGCCUUCCCUUCGACCGUACCGGGCUUGUACAAUGUCAACAGCCCCCUCUAUCAGAACCCCUUCGCGUCUGGCUACGGCCUGGGUGCCGACGCCUACGGCAACCUGCCCUGCGCCUCUUACGACCAAAACAUCCCGGGGCUCUGCAGUGACCUCGCCAAAGGCGCCUGCGACAAGGCAGACGAAGGCGGGCUGCACGCCUCGGCCGAGGCCAAUUUCCGCAUUUACCCCUGGAUGCGGUCUUCAGGGCCGGACCGAAAGCGGGGCCGCCAGACCUACACGCGCUACCAGACGCUGGAGCUGGAGAAGGAGUUCCACUUCAACCGCUACCUGACGCGGCGCCGCCGCAUCGAGAUCGCCCACGCGCUCUGCCUGACCGAGCGCCAGAUCAAGAUCUGGUUCCAGAACCGCCGCAUGAAGUGGAAGAAGGAGCAUAAGGAGGAGGGUCCGGCCGCUUCCGGCGCCCCCGAAGGUGCCGCGCCCGCCGCCUCUGCAGCCGCCGCCGCCGCCACCGCCGCGGACAAGGCCGACGACGAGGACGAAGACGAGGAGGAGGACGACGAGGACGAGGAGGAGGAGGAAUGAGGGCCCUGGCUGCACCAGACAGUCUGGAAAGCGUCUUUAGAGACUGAUUUUAUUUACAAAAGUGGAAAAAGAAAUAAAAUGUUAAAAAAAAAAAAACACCCACUCCCCAACCUGCAUCCAAUCUACUCCAUUACCCACUCCAGCUCCCAGUUUUUUUUUUUGACUGAGCAGUCACCAAACUGGGUCCCACUGGGGAUCCCCUCUGCCUCUGAGGACCCCCAACAGACACCCCCAACCCCAGGCCGACCAGCUCUACGCUGGCACGGUUAAAAUACUACCUAGCACAGGCCUCCUCCAGGAGAGGCACUCCCAAACUACCUAUGGGCCCAGCCCCAGAGGGCCUCCACUCCCAGGAAGCCCAGAAGUGUCCCAACACUGUCAGACCCCCAGCACCUCCCCCGGUACCGGCAAGGACCUGAUUCUCAGUACUACCUACUCGCCCCAAACUACCUAUUUUGUGCUCGCUGGCUCGCCUGCUACCUAUUGCCGAACCCUCCCCCCUCCUCGGCCAGGCCUCUGCUGCUUCCGGCUAGUAGCCUUUGGGGUCCCUGAGGCUGCGCUGAGAAGGCGCUGGGAUCCGGGGACCAGGGCAUUGGCUUCUAUUUAAAUGGAAAAUAAUAUAUUUAUUCCAAAGCAUUCUAAGUGCUACAAUCUAGAAUUCCUCCUUCUUUGGUCUGGGCACCUCCUGUUCAGGCCCAUCAUCCCCUCCUUCUGGAGCAUUCCCAAGCUAGCUGCCUGGGCCUCUGGGUUCACUUCUGCUUAGUAGGACUGCAGAGAUGCUCCCAGCCUCCCUGCCCCUCCCCUGGCCCUUGUGUCCUACUGUCCAGCCAUGUUGAAUAUGUGUACCCUGACUUUUCCUACAAUGGCAAAUAUUGUAUAUUUGAACAUGAUUUUUUUUUUUUUUUUUUGGUCAUUUAUAUAGUCUUCGAGCUCAUUUGUAAGGCAAUGUCCUGACUUGGGAAGGAUGUGUUAAUGGGGUGACUUUGUAGCAUGGUGUGUUGUCUUGAGCUAACUCUAUAGCCGGUGAGGGGACUUAUGCCCUUCCCAGUGCCCUUCAUCUCCUGUGUUGUCCUGUGUCCCCCUCAUCCCUCUCAGCUCUAGUCUGGGCUUCCAGGAAUGGGAAGGUACCUUUUCCUACACUUCCCGUCUUGCCCAGUUAACAGUGUUUUAUGUAACAGAAAAAUAAAGAUGCUUGAUGACAAAGAACUGUGGACUGCUUUAUCUGGGAGUUGUGGUGUGCUGGGGAAGAGAGAGUGAAGCAUGACUGGAGAGCAAGCCCUGGCUAGGUCUGUAUGGCCAAAGGGGCUUUGGGACAGCAAAAUGGAAGGACGGAUAGGGUUCAAGUGCUGGGUGUCAUGUACUAGUGUAUGUGCCUGUUGACUCCCUUUUCGCAUGGAUUGCUAUGGAGAUUUAUAUAGGUGUCUUUGUGUCUUUAUUUUUGUGAGCCCACAACUAUGUAUUUGUGUCCAUAAUUGUGUGCACACAUUUCUGUGUGUCCAUAAUUGUACAUGCACAUUUCUGUGUGGAGAUUUUUUUCUGGUUUGGGUGUGUAUACAAACAUCUUCCAGAUCCCUAAAAACGGAAAUCUUCGAUUGAUACAUUAUAAUCUAUUCUAUGAACCUCCCCCAAACCCUCCAUGGAUUCCAGGAGAGAAUCCCAAGUCCACCCUUUCCUCUAAGGUUAUAGAGUGGGUUCCAGAAGGUAUAUCAUCCUGCGACUGAUUCCGAAUUCCCCAGGAGCCCUGAACCCAGCCCAGGAAAGGACGCAGGAUUCAGGGCC
Messenger RNA from Dama dama (fallow deer), 2812 nucleotides. It is a transcript of the gene HOXA7, whose product is annotated as homeobox A7. Gene Ontology annotation, molecular function: RNA polymerase II cis-regulatory region sequence-specific DNA binding; DNA-binding transcription factor activity, RNA polymerase II-specific. Gene Ontology annotation, biological process: regulation of transcription by RNA polymerase II; anterior/posterior pattern specification. Gene Ontology annotation, cellular component: nucleus. Bases 317 to 1033 code for a protein of 238 amino acids. Lineage: Eukaryota; Metazoa; Chordata; Mammalia; Artiodactyla; Cervidae. The transcript has 3 exons. The record is from RefSeq and is a predicted model, not a curated record.